This is a messenger RNA of Benincasa hispida (wax gourd), 935 nucleotides long. RefSeq lists its product as uncharacterized. The record is from RefSeq and is a predicted model, not a curated record. Lineage: Eukaryota; Viridiplantae; Streptophyta; Magnoliopsida; Cucurbitales; Cucurbitaceae.
GGAAAAAAGAAGAGGAAAAAAAAUGGUGUAAACGUGAAGGGGUGAAUGCGAUGGGUCCAGCUUCCGCACCCCUUCAAGGGCUGUAACAGGGAAGCUGUUGAGUUUGAAGCUCCUCAAUUCUACAUUUUUGUUGCCUUUUCUCUUCCUUUACUCAUACCUUCCUUCCACUUUCUUCUUUUCCCAACAAUCACCAACCAAUUUUAUUCCCAAAUUCAAUCUCUCUAUGAAAUUCUACUUUCCCCCAAUAUGUUCAAUUUUGAAGAUGAACUCAUAAUUGAACCAGGAUUUUCAUGGUUAAUCUGGAUUCAGCUUCUUGUUAUUCUCCUCAUCUUCAUCCUUUGUUGUCUUACCAUCUUCGCUAUUGAUUUCUCCAAAACCAAUACUACUGAUAUCAACUCCACUGCCGCCAUUGCCUCCUCUUCCACUACUCGCUUCCUUUCUCACAACGGGAAGAACAUUCAUCCUAACCACAACAUCGGAAUUGACCCUAAUCCACCGCGGAAUGCGCAGGUCACGAAUGAGCAAAGCAUCAGGGGGGAGAUAACAAGUAGUACGAGCAGAAGAAUCACACAAGUGGGAGAAGGCACUGUAGUAGGAGGGGAAGGCUCUCAAGAAACCAAGUUAGAUCUUCACCCUUGUAGUUAUUUCAGGCUUGCUAAAUCAGCUUUUCUCAGGUGCCUGGGGUUGGACGCUUCAACUGAGAACUCAGUCUCGGAUGAAAGACAGAGACAGGAAUCAAGAAAAUUCAAAGAAAGUUGAUCAGGGAAGAAGAUACUCGGAGAGGAGAAUAUGUUGUUAAAACGUAGGAAAACAUAGUGGUACAGGAAGAAAUUUUGGCAUUUCAGAGAGUAAGGGGCUAGAUAUCAGUAGAAAUAUUGAACGGUUGUGCUUGUAGAGUUUACAAGAAAAAAGAACAGUUUAGUUUUUCUGUAAAC